AUGAGCCAGCUGCGCAAAAAACAGUCGCUGUCCAUAUUGUCUGGAUCGCAUCUAAACCAGCUGAACGGAGCGACAAUUGUCGGCUCCGACAGACCGUUGAAAGAGCGAGUCAUCAGCGAAAGCACGGGGCUAAUCAAAUUUGCACUGCGCCAGAGCUCGGACAAGCACAGCCCAGACGACGAGGCCGACAAGCAGGGUCUGCCAAUCUACAUUCCGAUUGAGGAAAAUGUGAAAGAGGCCCACGGAAGGACUGAAGAGCUAAACACGCUUAUGUUCCAGCUCGCAUCGAAACAGCGCAAGGCGCUCGAAUUGAGGGAGGAGCUGGAGUCGGUCGAGUCAGAGGUUAGGAACUUGGAGCUGGAGUGCAGAAAAUUGAUGGAUAUCCCCGAGGAAAGGAAAUUGGCAAAGAAACAGUCCAUCAUCAAUUUUGCUCCGCGGACCGAGAAACUCAACCAAGAGCCAUAUACACAGCUGACAAAGACACUCAACACUUUUACAAGCAAUUUCAGCAGCAACAUCAAUGCGAACGACCUGCUGAAUAAGGGAAAAUCGUUCAUCGAAAACCUGAAUAAAGAGAACGAGAAGUGGCUUUUGGAUUUACAGAAUAGAGCUACAAGCUUCAGAAACGAGGAACACUCGAAGCUCAAAAAACUUAUGAGACAGAAGAAAGCCGAAAACUCGCCGCUGAUUCCGAAGUUCAGGUCCUCUCUCAAUCUCUUUCACGCAUCCGAACCGGACAACGAGUCUGAGUUCUCGGACGACGAACACUACGGCGGCGAAACCUCGCCAUACUUAGCAUAG
This is a messenger RNA of Ogataea parapolymorpha DL-1, 801 nucleotides long. RefSeq lists its product as uncharacterized. The transcript has a single exon. The record is from RefSeq and is a predicted model, not a curated record. NCBI's taxonomy places the organism in Eukaryota, Fungi, Ascomycota, Pichiomycetes, Pichiales, Pichiaceae. Bases 1 to 801 code for a protein of 266 amino acids.